Tigriopus californicus is the source of this 1148-nucleotide messenger RNA. RefSeq names its product trimeric intracellular cation channel type 1B.1-like. Lineage: Eukaryota; Metazoa; Arthropoda; Copepoda; Harpacticoida; Harpacticidae. Gene Ontology annotation, cellular component: membrane. Bases 164 to 985 code for a protein of 273 amino acids. The transcript is spliced from 7 exons. Gene Ontology annotation, molecular function: potassium channel activity; identical protein binding. Gene Ontology annotation, biological process: potassium ion transmembrane transport. The record is from RefSeq and is a predicted model, not a curated record.
AUUGGGCUGCAUUGGGUCUAGCUGGGGCUCAAGGGAGAGACAGAUUCCACUGUUUCUGGAGCAGGUUCAUUUUCUCGGAUAUUGCCGGACAUUUUUCCACGAAUUUCAUCUGUCAGUCAUUGAGUUUCGGGUGUCCUAAGUCUCGUCCCAAGGUUAGGACAUCAUGGAUCCGGAAAAGUUCCUCGACCUGGCCAACCAGGUGACCAAGCUAAAAAUGUAUCCGUAUUUCGAUUUCGCCCAUUCUGUGAUGUGUCUUCUGAUGAUUCGCGAGGAGCUGUCUACGGGAGCCCUUCAAUUCUCGAGAAAGCACCCUUUGAGUUGUUGGAUGUCCUCUAUGGCUGUGAUAUUCUCGGGCAGCCUCUUAGCCAAUCUCAUGAUGGGCGAGCCCAUGCUCUCGCCUUUCAAGAACAAUAAUGCCCUCCUAAUCGCCACAGUUGCUUGGUACCUGGUGUUCUAUCUUCCAUUCGACAUCGGACUUACGGUGUUCAAGAGCAUGCCUGUGAAGGUGGUAUGCGCUGCCCUCAAAGAGGUGUAUCGCGCUAAAAAGGUCCAUGACGGAGUGAGCCACGCCGCCAAGAUGUUUCCGAACGCCUACAUCAUCAUGAUCUUCAUUGGGGCUGUGAAAGGGAGUGGCGAGUCCUUUAUGCGAAUUGGAGAACGCCUCAUCCGGGGAGUCUGGACGCCUGAAGUUAUGGAAUUCCUUCGACCAUCGGUGGAUACAAAGGCUUGUGUUGUGGCUUCAAUGAUCUUUGUCUUGGACAAAAAGACAGACCUGAUCUCAGCUCCUCAUGCUUUGGUCUACUUCGGAAUAGUUAUCUUUUUCGUAUACUUCAAGAUGUCGUCCUUAUUGUUGGGGAUUGCCGACCCUUUCCUACCUUUUGAGAAUCUCUUUAGCGCCCUCUUCUUGGGCGGGGUUUUGGAUACCCUUCAACAAACUUUCUAUGGACGCAAGAAGUCGGACGACUCCGAGGAAAAGAAAGAUUGACCCCAACCUUUGGCCUGCAAUCCUACGUGACAAUUUCUUACUGUGCUAGCUAUGAAGAGAAUCGGUUCUUCUCUUGAGCUCAAAACGUGGAUGAUUACCCGAUUAUGCCCCAACUUCCUUGUCUGUUCUUCAUUUCUGCUUGAAUAAAUCUAAUUUUCACACA